GCUCAGCAGGGACACCAGAGUCGCCUCAAACCGAAACUCCCGCUCUUGCCCAUCACCAGCCAAUAGCAAGGCAGAGAUUAGUGAUUGACAGUGAAUAAGCCAAUGAGAAAGCAGUGUCAAAGCAUCCGCCUAUGUCGCACUUGAGCCAAUGAGAAUUAAAUCAAUUGUGACGGACAGGUUUGCAAGCCUAUUAAAUCUAAGAAUAGGCCUUAUGGGUGGGUCUCGCUCGCUGAUUGGUUUGGACAACGCGCAGACACGGAAGUGAAGCUUCUGAACGGGCAGGGCGCGAGUUGGGGCUGCGGGCGGGCGCCGAGGAGGGGCCGCCAUGUUGGGGGGGGCGGCAGGGCCGGUUUUGGGGACUGAGGGUACUUUGUGAUAAUUUGGGAAUCCCUGUGGGAAUUUCGAGAUUUCCUGGAGGGGCUUGGGAUCCUUGGGGGAUUUUGGGAUGGCCCUGGCGGGUUGGGGGUACUCCGGGACCCUCUUUUUAGGGAGCUGCGCUGGGGGUACCCUCACAACACCGCCCCAAUCUUCUCCCUCAGCUUCCUUUUCUUCGGGAUAUCCUUGGAUUCGCAGUUUCCCUGGAAUUCUCCUUGGUGGUUCUGCAUCCUGAGGGUGAAGCACAGAAAAACUCUCUAUAAUACACAAAGAAAGUUAUAAGAGUAGGGAUCCCCCCAAUUUCACCUAAUUCCCACAGGCCCCCAGAAUCCAUGGAUUCUCUCCUUCUCCUCUGCGCCCGCUGCAUCCUUGCCCAGCACCCUCUUCCCCACAUUCUCCCUGGUCUGUGUCCUGUCCUUUUCCAAUUGGCGUUCCUGGAUGGAAAACACUUAGUCCUGCGGGAUUUGGUGGCCGCUUGGCCUAUCCAAGUACUCAACUUCCAGCAGCUCAUGAGGCGCCGAGAGCUCCUCGGGGAUCAUCACUUCAUCGACUACAUCAAGGCCAUCAUCCAGGCCGUGGUGGCACAGCUCCGGCGGGAGCUGGAAGAGCCCGGCUGUGAUUUCAGCAAGCGCCGGCUGCGUGUGCUGGACAUGACCGGACUCCCGGAGUCCCUGUGCAGCUGCUCUCCAGAUGGGUUGACCGUCUGGUCCAGCACAAAGGCUUUGGCCAAGGCUUUUGCGGAGGUGUCCAAGCACCAGCAGGAUUUCCAGAGGCAUGAACCUAAGCGGCACAAAGGCCCCUCUGGAGCAGCCACGGCUGCUCAGCAGCCCCCAGGCGUGGACGUCCACGCCAACCUUUAUGUCAGGAAAGAUUCCUACAGGAUGCUGUGUAACGCGCUCCAGACCAGAGCCGCCAGCCCGCUGCACCUCAAGUGCCACGAAUUCUACGCGGAGAACAUCUCAGCACUGAAGAUUGUGAUUUUGUUGGAAUGUCUGUAUCCAUCUUUUCUGCGGAGGGUGGAACUGUGGUACAACAAUUUUGGAUUGACUGAGCUCCUGCUGAUCCUGCCACACCUUUCCCGCUUCCCGGAGCUGCGCAGCCUCAAGCUCCUGGACUUCAGCAUGAACAUGCGGCACCUGACGCCAGACCUAGCCAUAGUAAUCCGUUGCGUGGCCAGGCAUCUGGGAAUGCUGCCCAGCCUCCGGGAGCUCAGCCUGGGAUCUUCACAGCUCUCCGGGAAUCUGCGCCAGAUCCUCUGCAACCUUCAGUCUCCAUUGGAAAGCUUGGAAUUGGGCUACUGCUCCCUGGUUCCUGACGACCUCGCCUUCCUCUCCCAAAGCAUCCAUGCUCCAGCCCUCAAAAAGUUGGAUCUCACUGGCAACAACAUAUACCAAGGCCUCCUGGAGCCGCUCCAGCUGCUCCUGAAAAAAACCUCGGCCUCGCUGCUGCACCUGGAUCUCAGUAAUUGUGACAUGGCCGACUCCCAGGUGGAUGUGCUGCUCCCAACACUCCUGUGCUGCUCCCGCCUGCGCUUCCUGGGACUCCACGGCAAUUCCCUGUCCACGGCCACAAUCAAGGAUCUGCUCCAGAAAACCUUGGAGCUGCCAGAUCUCCACCUGCUCGUGUAUCCUUACCCCAGGGAUUGCUACAAGGAGCCCCUGCCAGAAAACAACUGGGAUUGUGGAAUGGAUGAUGAGCUUUUGGCAGCGGCAACACUGGAGUUUUCCCAAAUCCUGGCGAAUUCUGGGAGAACUGACCUCGUCUGGACUUACAAUCCCUACGGUCACAAAGACCUGGACUACUUCUCCAUGUGAUUUGGGAAAAGCUCAGAGCUGGGAAAUUCUCGGAGCCUCCAUUGCAGAAAAGCAUCACAGCCUCGUUCCCAAAAUCCUGGUGAUUCUGCCUUAUCCCAGUGCCUUUCUGUCUCAUUCCAGCGGUUUUUUCCUUUUAUUUCGAUGUUUUUCUGCUGGUUUUUUUAGUUUUCUGUCACAUCCCGAUGCUUUUCUACCCCAUCAUUUGAGAUUUUCCCUGAUUUUGUAGUUUUUUCUGCCAUGUUUUAACGUUUUUUUUCCUUAAGUACUGUCAUUCUCAGUUUGACAUUUAUGGCAAACCUUUAUCGUUAAACUUGGAAAAAAGCCUGGGCCACCGUGCCUUGACAGAAGUAGUGGUACCCAAUCAAAUGGUUCUGGUACCUCAGUCACUUAUCCCUCAGUCAACAAUUCCUCAGAUGGUUCCAGCUCAAUCCUCUGAGGUGCAAGGUUGGAAUUGGCCUCCUCAAAAUUGAUACAUCUUUCAAAUAAUUUUUGUUAUGAAAACAUUCCUGAUGGAAAUAUUGAGUCUUUUCAACAAAGACAAGAUUUUUUGAUUAUAGGCAAGGCCAGCAACAAAAUUUUUGGACUUCCAGUCCUUCCAGCUGUUGCUUCAGUAAAUUGUAAGGACGAGCUAAUGAUUUUAACUCUUGCAUUUAAUGUUCCUAUGGUAAUUCCACCAAAAACACCUACAGCUGUUGUAUUUCUUUUACCCAUGAAUACACCCAAGCAAAACUUUCCAGAGCAUCCAGUUAUGUCUGUGCCAUUUGGAACCUCAGGCCCUGAGGUCUUUUAGGUGCAAUAUUUAGACUACAACCAACCAAAAUUGACUUGCAGCCUGACUCGCCAUGGUAAAUCAAUUUCAUUACAGGCAUGCCGGAUACCAGUACCAAUGUCACUGGAAUUUCUCACAUGUUUUGGCCCACCCACUGGGCUUUGGUAGCUCCUGCAGGUUCCCUCACAGGGGUUGGAGGUGCUAUGGUGUGUUUGCAAAGUGCAUCUAUGAUUAACAUUACAGGUCCUGAAGGACAGACAGCGACAGUACGUCCUUUUGUUGUUCAGAGGCCUUUCACAGUCUGGGGGAGAGACGUCCUGUCCCAAUGAGGAGCAAGACUGGAAGUAGGCCUGUGAUGGAAAUCACGUCAUAACCUGCCAUUUUAAGGCUGAACUGGAAAACUGAUUGUAUUGUAUGGAUUGAUCAAUGGCCUUAAACCACCUUAUUUUGAGUAUUUUCCACCUAAUUCUGGUGGUUUUCCACCUCAUUCAGAGUUUUUUUUUCACUUUUUACUGCUGUUUUCCUGUGGGAAUCCUUAAAAUCAGAAUUUUGGGAAAGCUGCAAAAAAGCAGGGCUCAGAGACAACAGAACUGCAAUUAGAGCUAAGCUGAAAGCAUAAGGCAUGUCAACAGAAAAGUUCUAUGAGAUGUAGAAAGCAAGGACAAAUAGAACAAUGAUCUGUGAAUUAACGCUUGGCUAGAAUAACUCUCUAAGCUGCAGAAAAGUAUAUUUAGGAAGAUAUUAGUAGGUCUAAGCUUAAUAAUGGAGCUCAGUGCAUUGUAUUUUAAGGCUUACAAGCAGGUACUGUAUUUGAAAGAAGCAAGCAUUGAUUUAACCAAAGGUAUGUGUACUUACAGUGGUUGGAUAGAACUACUGUCAAUGUCCUUUUGCUUUUGUGAUUGGUCAAAAAACUUUCAAAGCGCCUUGUAACAUCACAUUCUCUGGCUGUUGCCAAGGACAUGAGCUGCUGGCAUCUUCCCUCUGUCCCAUCCAUGUAAUGAGUCUGAUGGUUGGGUAGGAAAAACAAAUAAUAAAGAAGCUCGAGAUGCGUUCCACAG
Oenanthe melanoleuca is the source of this 4016-nucleotide messenger RNA. Its product is annotated as leucine-rich repeat-containing protein 14-like. The record is from RefSeq and is a predicted model, not a curated record. The transcript has 4 exons. The coding region runs from base 708 to 2189 and encodes 493 amino acids. Lineage: Eukaryota; Metazoa; Chordata; Aves; Passeriformes; Muscicapidae. Gene Ontology annotation, cellular component: cytoplasm.